Pararge aegeria (speckled wood butterfly) is the source of this 438-nucleotide messenger RNA. RefSeq lists its product as uncharacterized. Lineage: Eukaryota; Metazoa; Arthropoda; Insecta; Lepidoptera; Nymphalidae. The transcript is spliced from 6 exons. Bases 5 to 376 code for a protein of 123 amino acids. The record is from RefSeq and is a predicted model, not a curated record.
CCAAAUGACAGCUCUUCCAAGAAGAGCCCUCAACAAACCUAGCCGGGCCAAAUUAUGGCAAGGUGUCAGCGAAAGCGCAAAAUGCGCAAAACCCGGUGUCGCUCCAAAUCGGGGAGAUUUAAAAGAUGUACUCGGGGUGAUCGGCGUUACCGAGUCAGACUGGCGUCCUGUCGUCGUCGAGCCCGCAGUCGAUGCCGCCGUCGCCGUCGCCCACGUUACAACUGGCGUUGUCGCUCGCGAACUGGCUCCUUCAAAAGAUGCAGAUAUUGUGACAGGCGGUACAAGAUACGACGCCGAUCCUUAUCUUAAGCUACUAUUGCGGCAUAGCGGCAACUUUCGUAAAAAGGUCAGUUCGGCGUUUAACAUUAAAAUGUGAUCGAAAUUGUUUGUGCGACAGUGUUAUCUGAUUUGUUUAAAUAAAUACAUUCCUAAAUAAUA